This is a messenger RNA of Ficedula albicollis (Collared flycatcher), 4286 nucleotides long. It is a transcript of the gene SEMA3E, whose product is annotated as semaphorin 3E. Gene Ontology annotation, molecular function: chemorepellent activity; semaphorin receptor binding. The transcript has 17 exons. Lineage: Eukaryota; Metazoa; Chordata; Aves; Passeriformes; Muscicapidae. Gene Ontology annotation, biological process: neural crest cell migration; axon guidance; negative regulation of axon extension involved in axon guidance. The record is from RefSeq and is a predicted model, not a curated record. The coding region runs from base 739 to 3078 and encodes 779 amino acids.
UCUGACCCUUUUCCUGGCGCUUUACAACGUGAAACCACAAAGCAAUUGAGGAAUCGGUGCACGGCACGUGGGUUAAAACCCUCCCUGGAAGCAGCCAGGGCUGUACAUCGCCGAAACCUCCCUGAACUUUCCCAGUGAAUACAGCAGCCUGACAGCCCGGCUUCCCGCUGGGUGGAUCUGCAACUCCAGGAGGGAAUGGCACUUCUUGUUUUUAAUUAGCAAAGGUGAAAGGUGAAUUAAAACUAGCUGUUUGGCAAGUCAGAGCAAGGGGCGCAGUUCUGAGGAGCACCAAGGAGGAGGGUGCUUUCUCCUUUUUUCCGUGUUUUUUUUUUUUUUUUUUCCCUUCCCUCCCUCCUUCUGUGAAUGAAUUGCCUUGCAGGAGGGACUGAAAAUACAGCUUCUUCCUGAAUCCACUGGCAGAGUUACUAAAGACAGCUCAAGACACAACACUGCAGAGUAACGCCUUGGAAUGUCCUUGCACUUUAUAAACAAUUGUCCUAGGGAGGGAAUAUUUUUACAUGACAUUUGCACAGCUUGACAAAUGGCUAGCUGAGGCUGUGCGCUGCUCUGAUGAACGCUGAAUUUCCCGCAGAGACACCCCACAAACUGACCAAAGAGAGAGAAUUGACUGCACUGGCGAACUAGAAGUGGAAGUUGGAGCCUUAAAAACGCCCCACCAAAACAACAAACAAACAGCAGCAGCUCAGCGAAGAGAACAAGAAAUUUCUCUUGGGCAGGAUGGCAUCUGCUCAGGACCUUCUAAUCCUGGCGCUGUGUGGCUUGUUACUAGAGUUACCGGCUGGAUGUCACGCAGCAGAUACGAGGCAACCAAGGUUACGUCUGUCACAUAAAGAGCUCUGGGAUUUAAACAGGACGUCAGUCUUUCGUAGCCCGUUUGGAUAUCUUGGACUUCAUGUAAUGCUGCUGGAUGAGUAUCAAGAGCGACUGUUCGUGGGAGGAAGAGACCUCUUGUAUUCCCUCAGUUUGGAUCGAAUCAGCGACAACUACCGAGAGAUCCAUUGGCCUAGUACACCUCUGCAGGCAGAAGAAUGCAUAAUCAAAGGAAGAGAUGCUGAUGAAUGUGCAAAUUACAUCCGUGUCCUUCACCGAUACAACAGGACCCAUCUUCUGGCUUGUGGAACAGGAGCUUUUGAUCCACUCUGCACUUUCAUAAGAGCUGGACAUCCAUCAGAGGCUAUUGAAAAGGACAAAGAAGAUCCUCUUAGUGUCAAGAGUGCAAAAUAUCUUGGAAUUAUCUUGAAUGCUUUUGUGCUGAGAUACUUAGCAGUCACAUUUGUCAGAGGCGAACUUUUUACUGGUCUCUACAGCGACUACUGGGGAAGAGAUUCUGCUCUGUUUCGCUCCACGAGCCGCAUGGCCCAUCUUCGCACUGAGCCUGACAAUGAGCGCCUGCUGAAAGAACCAAAAUUCGUUGGCUCAUACAUGAUUCCUGACAAUGAAGACCACGAUGAUAACAAAGUAUAUUUCUUCUUUACUGAAAAAGCUUUGGAAGCUGAGACAAACACUCAUGCCAUAUAUACCAGAGUGGGACGUGUAUGUGCGAAUGACAUGGGAGGCCAGCGAGUGCUCGUCAAUAAAUGGACCACUUUCCUCAAAACCAGACUAGUUUGUUCUGUGCCUGGGAGAAAUGGAAUUGAUACACAUUUUGAUGAAUUAGAGGAUGUGUUUUUGCUGCAAACUCGUGAUAACAAAAAUCCAGUGAUAUUUGGCCUCUUCAACACGACAAGCAAUAUAUUUAGAGGAUAUGCCAUAUGUGUUUACCACAUGGCAAGUGUCCGAGCUGCUUUCAAUGGACCAUAUGCUCACAAAGAAGGACCUGAGUACCACUGGGCUCUCUAUGAAAGAAAAGUACCUUAUCCUAGACCUGGUUCAUGUGCCAGCAAGGUGAACGGCGGGCUGUACACUACCACCAAAGACUACCCUGAUGAAGCUGUCCAUUUUGCCAGGAGUCAUCCACUGAUGUAUCAGCCCAUCAGGCCUGUUCAUAAGAGACCAAUACUAGUUAAAACAGAUGGAAAGUACAAUCUUAAACAAAUAGCAGUGGACAGAGUGGAAGCUGAAGAUGGGCAAUAUGAUGUUUUGUUCAUUGGCACAGAUAAUGGUAUUGUGCUGAAAGUCAUAACAAUUUACAAUCAAGAGACAGAAUCAAUGGAAGAAGUGAUUCUUGAAGAGCUGCAAGUAUUCAAGAUGCCAGUUCCUAUUAUUUCUAUGGAAAUCUCUUCAAAAAGGCAACAGCUCUACGUGGGAUCGGAGUCAGUGAUAGCUCAGGUGAAGUUCCACCAGUGUGACAUGUACGGCACAGCCUGUGCCGACUGCUGCCUGGCCAGGGACCCCUACUGCGCCUGGGACGGGAUCGCCUGCUCCCGCUACUACCCCACAGCAGUGCAGGCCAAGAGACGUUUCCGCAGACAGGACGUUCGGCACGGAAACGCAGCGCAGCAGUGCUUCGGCCAGCAGUUCAUCGGUGAGGUUCUGGAGAAGACUGAGGAGCGCCUUGUUUAUGGAAUAGAGUACAACAGCACCCUCCUGGAGUGCACCCCUCGGACCCUACAGGCAAAAGUGAUCUGGUUUGUCCAGAGAGCACAUGAAACUAAGAAGGAAGAGGUGAAGACUGAUGAUAGAAUAAUAAAAAUGGACCUUGGCCUUUUAUUCCUGAAGCUGCAUCGACUGGAUGCGGGAACUUAUUUUUGUCAGACAGUGGAACACAGCAUUGUUCACACUGUCAGGAAAAUCACCCUGGAAGUAGUUGAGGAAGAACGUGUAGACGAAAUGUUCAAUAAAGACUAUGAGGAGGAGAUCCCUCACAAAAUGCCAUGCCCAAUGCAGAGCAGUAUACCUCAGGCUUCCAGACCAUGGUAUAAGGAAUUUCUUCAACUGAUAGGUUACAGCAACUUCCAGAGGGUGGAAGAAUACUGUGAAAAAGUGUGGUGUACAGAUAAGAAGAGAAAAAAGCUGAAAAUGUCUCCAUCCAAGUGGAAAUAUGCCAGCCCUCAGGAGAAGAAGGCAAAGAUCAGGCCAGAGCAUUACCGGUUGCCCAGGAACAUAGCUGACUCUUGAUGGACAAAAUCCAUCCACUGUUUCUGAGCAAAAUUAUGUUUGGACUUAAGAGGGAGAAAUCAGUCUUGGUUUGAGUAAAUUUCACAGGUUUAUAUAUGUAAAAUAUUGGGACUGAAAACAAAAAUGCUAUGGUAAGUUAUAUUGUACACUCAUGAUGACUGUUUAGAAGCAUUUUAAACAAAAUCUUCCCAACUAUCUGGUUCUAAGUAAGUAAAAGCAAUCAGAGUUUUGCAUUAGGGAGGACGUGACAAUCUUCAGAUUUUGAGUGCUUGAAUCAGUUUCCUGUGUGGAUCGUGCUUGAGCUGUAUAUUGUUGCACAUGAUGGCAUAUUUAACAAAUUCAAAUAGCUAAACAUUCACAAGUGGAUGAAAAGUAUAGCACAAAUCUUUUCUUUGUUUCACUAAUUUCUCAUGCUUCUGAAAGCAGCACGUCUUAAGAUCUUAUUCCUUUUGAUUGUGACCUGUCUGAGCUCAUCACUGAGAACAAUGAGUUGUGUUAAUACAGUGUACUGCUACUUCUAAAGAUAAGGAAGGGAAAUCCUAUUUAGUUCCCACCCUUUUUUUGCAGUAUCAGCCAUUUAUGAAGCGCAGUGUGUCCCCACAGCCAAAUAAUAUUGCCUGGUAACUUCAUGUAAGCCAUAUGCAUGCUGAGAACACAGACACAAUGAAAUUUAUCAAUUUAUCUAUAUAUGAAGUUGAAAUAAUGGUUUAAAUAUAAAACGAGUCCAUCUUGUGUGUGUGCAUUGCCUUAGUGGUGACACGAAUUAAGGGAUCGCCCUCUUGUGGCAAAAGAAAGCGAAACCCGGUAUUGAAACCACUUUUCAGAAGAAAUAUGUAUAAGCAAAGAAGUAUUACCGAGAUGCCCAGCUGCUUUGCUUCCAGCAGACACUUUUAGUGUCCAUGUGCUAAAGCCACAGAUGCAGAAGGCAGUGUUGGAAGUAAUUUAUACUGGGAAGGCAGCAUUUUAAAUAAGUGAUGCUUUAUGUUGUUAAAGUGCUUUUGGGGUGAAGAGCAGUCAUAAAAAGCUAGGAUGCAGGUUAAAAAUAAAGCCAGCAUUAUGCAGCUGUGUUUCUAUAGUUUCAGGAUCUGGUCCACAUAAAUCUUAUUCUCAUGUGUGAUCUCUGUUCAAAAGGGCUUCUUUUCUCCUCUUGUGAGUGAUACCAGGAAAGGAAAGGAGAUCAAAAGAACUAAGUUACAAUCUAGGUCUUU